Camelina sativa (false flax) is the source of this 669-nucleotide messenger RNA. The record is from RefSeq and is a predicted model, not a curated record. Lineage: Eukaryota; Viridiplantae; Streptophyta; Magnoliopsida; Brassicales; Brassicaceae.
AUGACUAGUCCUAGACCUUCUCUACCUAGAUCUGUUACUGAGAACCUCCAGUCAAGUCCAUCUUCUUUAGUACUGUUUGUAUCUGUUUGGUCAAGUCGAGUUUGCCUCGGUAACAGAACAUUGGUGUCUCUAGAUCUGCUUGAUAGUCUUGGUUGUCGAAUUCAGCCUAUUAGCUCUGUCUGGAUGCUUGCCUUGGUAAAUGCUUCGCGAUUUCUCUGUCCGUACUGUCCUUGUCCGUACUAUCACUUACAUGAUGAUGUUCCAUUGACGAGUGAAAGGUUUUAUUAUAAUAACUAUAGUAAUAAUAGCUCCCCGGAUCCGUAUACACUUAGACGUAGUUUUUCAGAUAUCUCACUACAUAGUAUGUACUCUUCUGGUUCGAAUGAGUUAGGAGAAUCAGUGGGAAGCAGCAGUAACGGCUUGCCGGAGUGGAAAAUAUCCAACUUACCAACUCAUAAAUAUGGGAAAAAACCCAAAUUCAAGUGGUGGUGGCAAAAGAAAAAGAAGUUUGUCGCCAAUGAUACUCAGUGUUCGAUAUGUCUAGUCGACUACGAGAAGGGAGAUAAGAUGAUCACUUUGCCAUGUAAGCAUAUCUACCACAAGGAUUGCCUAUCACGGUGGUUGAAAGAAAACAGGGUAUGCUGCGUGUGCAAACGAGAGGUUUUCUAA